GGCUACGUGGAGUGCAAUCCGGAUGGGUGGGUGCAGAUGUCGGAUCUCUUAAAGGCCGAGAUCCUGGAAGGAGUUUCCCGUGAGACCAUCGACAGGGUCAUCAUCGACUCCAACGCGAAGAAGCUGCGGCGCCCGAGGGAGGGGCGGCGCCGAGGGGCUCACGAUUCCGCUGCAGCGACGGGUGGCGGACAGGUCCUUGACGCAAGGCCUGGCCCGGCGGCACUCCUGGUCUGGCUGCGUAUUCGAGUUUAA
Molecule: messenger RNA, 252 nt
Organism: Prorocentrum cordatum
Lineage: Eukaryota; Dinophyceae; Prorocentrales; Prorocentraceae
Source: the annotation of a GenBank genome assembly